Molecule: messenger RNA, 1813 nt
Organism: Vitrella brassicaformis
Lineage: Eukaryota; Vitrellaceae
Source: the annotation of a GenBank genome assembly
CAUUACCCGAUUACCCACCGGCAAAUUCAUCGUUCCCUAAUGAUUUGCAAAGCGGCUCCUUCAUCAUCACUGAAGAGAGAUCUGUGAUGGAAGGGUCAGAGGCGCAGCCGCUGACUCAUCCAGUAGGGGACCGCCCGAGCCGGCGCUCGUGUCUGCUCUCGCGUGAUGCCGUCCCUGCCAUCGGCAUAUGCAUCCUCAUCAUCGGAUCUAUCGCCACGGUAAUUGAUCAGACAACUUUUUUUUUCGCUGUCGCGCUUGGUUGGUGCAUUUUCUGUGACGUCUGCGUGUGUGCCAGGUGUGGUCUGUCGGCAAGAAGAACAUCGUCAAUGAGGUCAAACACGGACAAACACACACGAAGAGCAAUAUUGAGAGCACGGUCGGAGCAUCUGUGGGCAUGCUGCUGUUGCUGUGUCAGGCCAAAGUGUGGUUCGGGGGUGAGGAUUGGCAGGAGCAUCCACUCAAAAACGGCACGCUGGCCACAUGCAUAUUCACGCUGGGCGUCGUCCUAUGCAUACCGGUCGGCUACCGCUGCAAACGGAAGAAUGGGAAGAAAUCAGUGCAGAGGUAUUUCUUUUCCGCAGGUUUCACUGAUGGAGCUAGCCUAUGGCGCGUUUUUCCGAUGGUAAGCACUCGAUCCAAGCGUUCGCGACAGCCAGCUGUGUGUGUGUGUGUGUGGCAGGUGGGCGCUGGUCAUCUGUCUGAUUGGCAAGACCGUCGGCAGCAUGAUAUCUUUCGGCAUUGGGAAGGUGGCGUGCAAAGGAGCUUUCGAAUCGCUCAUGCAGAAGUGAGCCGAACCGAACACAAAACGUCCUUACAAAACGUCCUUCCAUCCCUCCUCUUUGUGGGCGGCCUCGUUGUCCAGCAAUCGCCACUUUCAGUUUGUGGCAUCCCUUGUGCGUGGCGAGGAGCUCUGCAAUUUACUGCUCAUACGGGCGACCUACGUGCCGAUAUGGAUCAAAAACUACGGUGAGUACAGUCACAGACACGGGCAUAAACUCCUGUGAUUGCUGUCACCCGUCUGUCUGUGGGUCCGUCCCAUGCAUGGUUCAGGCAUGGCGAUGUUAGAGGUGAGUUGGUGGAACUUCUUCAUCGCCGUCAUGAUAUGCGGCCCGCCUUACACACUCCUCUCUGUCUCCGUCGGGGCCACCGCAAGGGACUUCGUCGACGCAAUCAACACCAGCAGCACACGUGAGCUCACUCACACCACAACACACAACACGCCAUUGGUCCUCUGAAUCAACUCUCUCUUGUCUGUCUGUCUGUCUGUCUGUCUGUCAGACCCUCUGCGUCUCGCGGGUCUCUUCUUGUCGCUGGUCUUUACCAUUCUGCUGGCGUAUUUCUUCCACAAGCAGUACAAGCGGAUGAUCAUGUCCCGCGCCAGCCACGCCGCACGCAACGACGGCCAGAGUCUCGAGGAGGGGCCGGCACCCGAACAGCAUGACAUCGGCGAAAAUGGAGCUAGGGAGCCGAGCUUCACGACAACGGAGCCCGCCAGGCAGCCCCACGUCUACUGAAGACGUUGGAGUGUACGAAGACUCGUAUACACAUGCGCACUGUGUAUUCGCUACUCUUGUCUGAUCGGCUGCACCGGAGUUUUUCGCCUUUUGCACGCGCGUUGACUUGACACACCUGCCAUCCGUCCUGCAUGCCUUAAGCGCUUGAGGUUUUGUCACGGCUAAUGAGGUGGUGAAGUCAGAAGAGGCCAGGACCGGGGCAGGGGCAGGUGAGUGACGCAUGCAUGUGCUCCGUGCAGACCUACCUGUGUGUGUGUGUUGGGGUGUGUGUGUGUGUGUGUGACUUUUGUCGGUUUUGU